CCGGGGGCGUGACCAUCAGGGUGGGCGGGGCCAGAGAAGGCGGAAGCUUACUGUCUCCGGGCGGCGGCAGAACCAGGAGUCAGGAUUUCCACGUUCUCCGGAGCGGGGUGCCGGGAGACGGCGGGUGGCAAAACCCGGCGCCCGGAAGCCCUUGCUUUCUUUGACGCAAAGGCUCGGGACGAAGCAGCCGCCGUCUGCCCUGCGCCGGGCUAGGAGCGACCCCAGACGGAGCCUCUGAAGUCCCUCCGCCCCACAGCUUCGGCCGUCCCCGCCGCCGUCCUCGUGGCCAUGGAGUGUCCGCACCUCAGCUCCAGCGUCUGCAUCGUCCCUGACUCAGCCAAGUUCCCCAACGGCUCCCCGUCGUCCUGGUGCUGCAGCGUGUGCAGGUCCAACAAAAGCCCCUGGGUCUGUUUGACUUGUUCAAGUGUCCACUGUGGAAGGUAUGUGAAUGGCCAUGCAAAAAAACAUUAUGAAGAUGCACAGAUACCCUUACCCAACCAUAAGCGAUCAGAAAAGCAAGAGAAAGCUCAGCAUACAGUGUGUAUGGAUUGCAGUAGCUACAGCACAUACUGUUACCGUUGUGAUGAUUUUGUGGUCAAUGAUACCAAGCUGGGCCUGGUGCAGAAAGUGAGAGAGCACUUACAGAACUUGGAAAACUCAGCUUUUACAGCUGACAGGCAUAGAAAAAGAAAAUUAUUGGAAAACUCAUCACUAAACAGCAAGUUAUUAAAAGUAAAUGGAAGUACGACUGCCAUUUGUGCUACAGGCCUUCGGAAUUUGGGCAACACGUGUUUCAUGAAUGCUAUCCUUCAGUCACUCAGUAACAUUGAGCAGUUUUGCUGUUAUUUCAAAGAACUGCCUGCUGUGGAGUUAAGGAAUGGAAAGACGGCAGGAAGGCGAACAUACCACACCAGGAGCCAAGGGGAUAACAAUGUGUCUCUGGUAGAAGAGUUUAGGAAGACACUGUGUGCUUUAUGGCAAGGCAGCCAGACUGCAUUUAGUCCCGAGUCCUUGUUCUAUGUUGUCUGGAAGAUCAUGCCUAACUUCAGGGGUUAUCAGCAGCAAGACGCCCAUGAAUUCAUGCGAUACCUUUUGGAUCACCUACACUUGGAACUUCAGGGUGGCUUCAAUGGUGUUCCCCGAUCAGCAAUUCUACAGGAGAAUUCUACUCUGUCUGCAAAUAACAAAUGCUGCAUAAAUGGAGCAUCAACUGUUGUCACAGCAAUAUUCGGAGGAAUUCUCCAGAACGAGGUCAACUGUCUCAUAUGUGGAACAGAGUCAAGGAAGUUUGAUCCAUUCCUAGAUCUCUCCUUAGAUAUUCCAAGUCAGUUCAGAAGCAAGCGAUCUAAGAACCAGGAAAGUGGGCCUGUUUGCUCAUUACGAGAUUGUCUCCGAAGCUUCACUGACCUAGAGGAACUUGACGAGACAGAGUUGUAUAUGUGCCAUAAAUGCAAAAAGAAACAAAAGUCCACAAAGAAGUUUUGGAUUCAAAAACUUCCCAAGGUGCUGUGCUUGCACUUGAAAAGGUUUCACUGGACAGCGUAUUUAAGAAACAAAGUUGAUACAUAUGUAGAAUUCCCACUGAGAGGCCUGGACAUGAAGUGCUACCUACUAGAGCCAGAGAACAGUGGCCCAGAGAGCUGCCUGUAUGACCUUGCUGCGGUGGUGGUGCACCAUGGUUCUGGGGUCGGUUCUGGACAUUACACGGCAUAUGCAACUCAUGAAGGCCGCUGGUUCCACUUCAAUGAUAGUACUGUAACAGUGACCGAUGAAGAGACCGUUGGGAAGGCAAAGGCCUACAUUCUAUUCUAUGUGGAGCGUCAGGCAAGAGUUGGAUCAGAUAAACUUUAAUACCUCCUCUGAUCACAAUUCAUCAACUACACCGGACAAACAUUUCCAAUUUUCCAUAAAUACUUGAUCCAAG
Phodopus roborovskii (desert hamster) is the source of this 1924-nucleotide messenger RNA. It is a transcript of the gene Usp3, whose product is annotated as ubiquitin specific peptidase 3. NCBI's taxonomy places the organism in Eukaryota, Metazoa, Chordata, Mammalia, Rodentia, Cricetidae. The transcript has 15 exons. Gene Ontology annotation, biological process: protein deubiquitination. The coding region runs from base 289 to 1851 and encodes 520 amino acids. Gene Ontology annotation, molecular function: cysteine-type deubiquitinase activity; zinc ion binding. The record is from RefSeq and is a predicted model, not a curated record. Gene Ontology annotation, cellular component: cytoplasm.